This is a messenger RNA of Oryzias melastigma (Indian medaka), 2374 nucleotides long. RefSeq names its product tpd52 like 2b (gene tpd52l2b). Bases 222 to 905 code for a protein of 227 amino acids. The transcript is spliced from 9 exons. The record is from RefSeq and is a predicted model, not a curated record. NCBI's taxonomy places the organism in Eukaryota, Metazoa, Chordata, Actinopteri, Beloniformes, Adrianichthyidae. Gene Ontology annotation, cellular component: cytoplasm.
AUGUGACAUCAUUCAUGCUAGCUUGACGGGCGGAUAUCGGAGCUGGGGCGUUUAAGUGCUGAACACUUCCAACCCCGACGACUGUGUUUGUGGCAUCUGUCAAGCAGAUUUUUCUGGCUUGUUUUCGGUCUUUCGGCGUCUUCGAGGUUUCCGAGCGACGAGUUGAACUCUCGGAGUGAAAGUCAACUCAGGAGGAGUUCUUGUUCUGUCAGAUUGUCGCCAUGGACCCUGCCAGUCAAGAUAUCAACCUGAACUCUCCUCAUAAGGCUCAUAGCAUGGAUCAUUCAGACGCGCUGUCUGACAUGCCUGCUGGAGGAGCAAUGGGAAACUCUGCUCACCCUCUUCCCCCCGGAGUGACAGAAGAAGAAGCUGAGGAGCUCCGCUCUGAGCUCACCAAGGUGGAGGAGGAGAUCAACACCCUGCGUCAGGUUUUGUCCGCCAAAGAGAGACACGCCUCAGAGCUCAAGAGGAAGCUUGGCCUAACCCCCCUUGAUGAGCUGCGGCAAAAUCUCACCAAGAGCUGGCAGGACGUACAGACCUCCAACGCAUAUCUCACUGCCUCAGCCACUUUGGAUGACAUUGCCCACUCUGAAGCAUACAAGAAGACUCAGGAGACUCUGUCUCAGGCGGGACAGAAGACGAGCGCCGCUCUCAGCACAGUGGGCACGGCCAUCAGCAGGAGGCUGGGAGACAUGAGAGCUCUGCCUUUCUCUAACUCCUUUAGUAGCAACUAUUCCAUUCGCCAGUCAAUAAGUAUGCCCACCAUGAGAAACUCUCCAACCUUCAAGUCAUUUGAGGACAAAGUGGGGAACCUGAAGACUAAGGUCGUCGGUCCCCGAGGAAACGGAGACGCCGCCGGCUCGCCCUCUGACCCCCCCUCUGCUCAGGACAACCCCCCUUUUUGAGUGCCUCCUCCUCGCCGCCAUCCUCCUCCUGACCUUAGACUGUACUGGAAUCGCCUCUCAACGCUCCGUCGGCCCUGACCUCCGACCCCCCAGCUCAGCAGCUCUCUGCCGCUCGCCCCCCCCCACCCCGACAACAGCCCGCUGGAGACCCCAGAACUCUGCCUCACUGCUUUCAAAUGUUCCCUUAAACCACGUCUGCCAUGAGAUGCUCUUUACGUUCAGUCCAAGUCGUCCUCAGACGCUUACAGAUGUUUUGGUUGUCGGCCUGGGGGUGGAGCUGCGGGUGGUGGGGGGUUAGUUCCAGCAUCUCUGGGAGGGUUUACUGGGCUGGCUCCUUCCGUUCCUGAACACUCACCCUCCUGAUCACGCUUCUGUCUCUGCACACACCUCUGCAGCUGCAGACGUUACUUCCUCCUAACGUCUGCAGCUGCGCAGGCGUCUGCAACCCCAGGAUGUAAAAACCAGAAAAAUAAAACCAUUUUCUAUUACAAACUAUUUUACACUGCUUUGCAAAACGUUUUUACGUCAUUUUUAUCAACCUGUGGGAGUGUAAGGUGGUGACGGCGUUUCAGGACGGCAGGCCUAACCACACAGCCGCACCGGGAGCCGGUCGUCCCGCCACUGCCUGCUCAGUCACGCCCGCAGCUUUGUCCCCGUGCACGCCGCCCGCUGAAUGUCGGCUCUCCUGUCGCCUUACUCCCUGCUGUUUCUGAAGGCUUUGAUUUAACCAGUUUCACUAGUUGCACUAACUAACCGCUCUGCUGCAGCCGAACCCGCUGGAGGCCCAGAAACACUAAAACACCUCCACCUCCAACCAGAAUGAAUUCCCCUUUCCCCUAAAGAUUCACACUAACUGCUCUUUUCUGUGAAGCGCUGCAGACUUUGACUCUUCACGCCGCGUUCGGAUCCGUCUUUAUCACCACCGCGGUUCAGCCCGGCAGCCGUUUGGACAACCGUCCAAUCAGAGCGGCUUUUUCAGGCUACAAACUCAGUGAAGGUGCACGUCAGGAACGGGAGCUCCAGGAUGAACACAUCUGACAUGACGCCGUUUCCUUCAGCCACUGCAUCUUCCCGUUUGAUCGUUUCUGCUCUCCGAAGGCUUUUUUCUCAAAGACGGGGGACAGUGUGCCAUACUCGUCAGGCCAUCACUUUCAGUUGCCAAUAUCUGUUACAGGUUCUUAGUUUGAUCUCGUUCUUCAUGGUCAAGAAGAAAAGCAUGUCUGUAUCUUCACCUGAGCUCGUGCUCCCGUUAGUUUUCUGACUGGAGAGGAUGUGAGAGUUUUUACACUGAAAGGAUGAAGCUGCUGAGGAGCAGCGGCCUCACAGGGAUGAUGGAGUUCAUGGAGACGCCUGCAGCUCCACAGCUUUAUGUCGACUGUUCAAAGGGAUCAGAAGAUUGUGCUAAAUCACUUAGAGAGCAUUUUUGUUGUAAAUGUUUGGAUAUCAAUAAAAGCAUUCCUUUAAAUGAA